UCACUGCGCCGGCGCGCGGGCGCGAGCGGCUGAAUCGCCUUUCGGGGCCCGAGGACCUGGACUUGUUUCCUCGGUCUGUCCCGUUCCAAGUCUCCUGGGCAAGGCCCAGAGAGGCUGCCGCUUCGUCAGGAACCCUUUUUCCCCCGGCUCCGAGGCCGCCGGCGUCUGCCUGCGGCCCUUGGCCUUUGACCCCGCGGCGGCGGGGUGAAAGGUCGGGUGGCCAUCUUGUGGCGGCGGCGCGGGCGGCUGUUACUGCGGCGACCCGUCCCCUCCCCCGCCGGGCACCCCUGUCAGUCGGCGGAGAGCCCCGCAGCCUGUCAGGGGAGGCCCGGGCCGUGUGCACACGCUGUCGCCGCUCCUCCCGGCCGCCACUAUGUCCUCGUUCUCCGAGUCGGCGCUGGAGAAGAAGCUCUCGGAGCUGAGCAACUCUCAGCAGAGCGUGCAGACUCUGUCUCUGUGGCUCAUCCACCAUCGCAAGCACGCAGGACCCAUCGUCUCCGUGUGGCACCGCGAGCUCCGCAAAGCAACAGAAGAGAAGAAAUCUCUGAAGCGAACCUUUCAACAGAUACAAGAGGAGGAAGAUGACGACUACCCAGGAAGCUACUCCCCCCAGGACCCUUCUGCAGGGCCUCUCUUGACUGAAGAGCUAAUCAAAGCUUUACAGGAUCUAGAAAAUGCCGCCUCAGGGGAUGCUACUGUUCGACAGAAAAUUGCUUCUCUGCCCCAGGAAGUACAAGAUGUUUCUCUAUUGGAAAAAAUAACAGACAAAGAGGCAGCUGAACGUCUUUCAAAAACGGUAGAUGAAGCAUGUCUGUUACUAGCAGAAUAUAACGGGCGCCUGGCAGCAGAACUGGAAGACCGGCGCCAGCUGGCUCGGAUGCUGGUGGAGUACACCCAGAAUCAGAAAGAUGUUUUGUCAGAAAAGGAGAAAAAGCUAGAAGAGUACAAACAGAAGCUUGCACGAGUAACCCAGGUCCGCAAGGAACUCAAGUCCCACAUUCAGAGCUUGCCAGACCUCUCACUGCUGCCCAACGUCACAGGGGGCUUGGCACCUCUGCCCUCUGCUGGUGACCUCUUCUCAACUGACUAGAACAGGUGUCGUGCCCCAGGUUUCCAUCUGUGCCAGAGAAAAGAAGGCAAAUCAAGGUUGGAGACAGUUUCCUAGCCCCCGGUUCCGACUCUUCCAGCUGCCUCCGCCUUAAGAAUGAAGUGGGGACUCUGACUUCUCAUUCUCCUCCGGUUCCUCUCCCGAGCACAGCUUAGAACAUGCCAGUGAACUCAGUUUCCAUUCGUAUUUGCUAAGAAUACAGACACUUUCUCCCACUCAUGUUUUCAUGCCCCUGUUGGCUUUCCAUUCUUAGCUCACACCCAUAAGAUAUGAAAAUCAUGUGCCCUUCUGGAAAUUCAAGAGAUGCUCGCCUUGAGUGGCGGCACAUGUCCUGGAAAUAGCCCUUUUCUGACCUGGGUUUUGGCCAGUUUCAGAACAGAAUCCUGGUGAGGGACUUGGGCUGCAGAUGUUGGCUCUCCUGACCACCAUCUCCCCCCAUAGGUUGGUGGCACAGCCGUUGGGCAACUUUGCCAAUGAAGAGUUUGCCAAAUCGUUGACCCUCCCCAACCAUUACUUCUACUAGAGAAGUUUUGUCACAGUUAGAUGCAAUAAUUUUGAGCAAACUAGAGAAUCUAGCAAUAAGAGUCCAAGCUGAUUAGGGACAUGAAGUCACAGUGCAGAUACAGAGUGACAGGGAUCACACAUCAUUUGCCUGAUUUCCCACAGCCUUCCCAUGAUGAACUUCUCAAGUGUCCCCCGCUGUCCCAGAGCACCUUCCUAAAACAGGACCUUUUGCCCCCUGGUGCUGUAAAGGUAGCUGUUGGUGGUGGCACGUGCCAGCCAUUGGAGUCUGGGCUCUGCCAGGGUGUUGCUCUGGCCCUUCUUUUGGGGCCUGGGACAGACAUUAACUCCACAGUAUGGUGUCUAAACUUAACCAUCUCUGCAGAUAGGACCCUGAGCUUAUCUGUCAGGCAGUCGAUGCCAUUGUGUGCAUCUCUGUGCCCAUUCGAGGAGAGGAAUGUUCGCAUUAAGGACUCAUCUCCAGCAGAGGAAGGGAAAGGAGGGGAGAUUAAUUUGGAGUUUUAAUUCUAUUAUCAUUCCAGCUGACAUUAUGACUGAAUGAUAUAGUUAGGAUUUUUAUCUUACAUAAAUACUGGACCUGGAUUUGUAAAUCACUCUUAAUUUGGCAGGCUUAUUUUUGACAUUGGAAAGGGCAGAAACCAUUUUUGUCCCACUAGUCUAAUAAGAAUUAUAGCCCCAAAGCUGAAAUCCAGAAGCUAUAAAAGGGAAUAUAAAAAGGAGGGGACUUGAGAAACUCCACUCUUUUGAGUUGCUGUUUUCCAGAUCACCAAAAAAAAGAAAGCCCAUGUCAUUUUACAUGUUAAAACAUACCCGUGUUUCAUGAAAUACAGCAGGCCUCCCUCUGAGAAGAUGCCCACCUGCUGCAGCUGAGGAGCCUGCUGUGGGGAGGAUGGAGUCCAGCAGGUACUGUUGCUCUGUAUAGUACCUGGUGGAGUUGAGGCUGCUAUUCACAUUGAAUGCAUUCUGCCCUUUGUUCUGUCACCAUUAAGUUUUCUCAAGAAGCUACAGGACAGAAGUGACGUCACUGAAGUCAGUCUACUGUGGACCCUUCCCUGCAUGGUGUGCUGCUUUAGUGUCACGUGGUGCACUGGUUUCGCAGCAGCCACAGACCAGCAGAAAGACUGCAGUAACUGUUUGCUCUGGUGGCUAGGUGAAAUACUGCGAUGGGAUGGAUUAGCCCGCUACUGUGUUUUAGCCUUUGGAGUAUUUGACCAGCAAUUGGUGCAUAAUUCUUACAGCAAGAUCAAGAAAUGAGCCUGUAGCAAUUAUGUAAAUGAAUGUUUUGGCCUCUUAACACCUGUUACUAGUGAACUUCCUGUGAGGAAGUUAGUUUUGUUUUGUUUUAAUGAAAUGCUUUUGCUUUUAAACCUUCCUUCUUCUCUCAGCCUCCCCAACAUGUGUGCUUACUUCCUUUGUUUAAUUUAAAUGAAACUUCUUGUCCCCAAGAGUUGAUAUGGUGGGGCGGGGUGGGUGAUUUUUGGUUUUGUGUUGUUUAUUUAGGGUAUUCAUAGGCCUCAAGGAUUUCCUUUAGGGUUGUUUUCCUCAGAAAGUCUUCAGUCUUUCUUUGUUUUUGUUUUGUUUUUCUUAAAGGAUAUUUUUAAAGCUUAAAUUUGUAUAUUAAUUUAGGACUUUAUUUAGAAGCAUAGGCUGCCAUUGGUGCAGCAGUAUAUUCUGAAAUGUCUCAUAGAUAUAUAUUUUUGAAUAAAGAUGGUGUUGAACAACA
Molecule: messenger RNA, 3353 nt
Organism: Nannospalax galili (Upper Galilee mountains blind mole rat)
Lineage: Eukaryota; Metazoa; Chordata; Mammalia; Rodentia; Spalacidae
Gene: Rprd1b
Product: regulation of nuclear pre-mRNA domain containing 1B
Exons: 5
Coding region: 374-1090 (238 amino acids)
Biological process (GO): mRNA 3'-end processing
Cellular component (GO): RNA polymerase II, holoenzyme
Molecular function (GO): RNA polymerase II complex binding
Source: RefSeq, a predicted model, not a curated record